AUGGGACAGAGGAAGGGAUGGAGGGAGGGAAGAAGGAAGGGAUGGAGGGAUGGAUGGAAGGAGGGAUGGAGGGAUGGAUGGAAGGAGGGAUGGAGGGAUGGAUGGAAGGAGGGAUGGAGGGAUGGAGGGAUGGAUGGAAGGAUAGAUGGAGGGAUGGAUGGAAGGAUAGAUGGAGGGAUGGAUGAAGGGUCCAAGGACGAAGGAAGGGAUGGAUGGAGGGAUGGAUGGAGGGUCCAAGGACGAAGGAAGGGAUGGAGGGAGGGAUGGAGGGAGGGAAGAAGGAAGGGAUGGAGGAAGGGACGGAGGAAGGGACGGAGGAAAGGAUGGAGGAAGGGAUGGAGGAAGGCAUUGAGGGAGGGACAGGAAGGAGGAAGGAAUGGAGGGAGGGACAGGAAGGAGGGGAUGGAUGGAAGGAGGGAUAGAUGGAAGGAUGGAUGGAGGGAUGGAUGGAGGGUCCAGGGACGAAGGAAGGGAGGGAUGGAGGGAGGGAUGGAGGAAGGGAAGGAGGAAGGGACGGAGGAAGGGACGGAGGAAAGGAUGGAGGAAGGGAUGGAGGAAGGCAUUGAGGGAGGGACAGGAAGGAGGAAGGAAUGGAGGGAGGGACAGGAAGGAGGGAUGGAUGGAAGGAGGGAUAGAUGGAAGGAUGGAUGGAGGGAUGGAUGGAGGGUCCAGGGACGAAGGAAGGGAGGGAUGGAGGGAGGGAUGGAGGAAGGGAAGGAGGAAGGGACGGAGGAAGGGCGGAGGAAGGAAUGGAGGGAGGGACAGGAAGGAGGAAGGAAUGGAGGGAGGGACAGGAAGGAGGGAUGGAUUGAAGGAGGGAUGGAGGUGGGAAGAAGGAAGGGAUGGAGGAAGGGAUGGAGGGAGGGAAAGAGGGAGGGACAGAGAGGGAGGGACAGAGAGGGAGGGAUGGAGAGGGAGGGAAGGAAGGAGGGAGGGAUGAAGGAAAGGAUGGAGGAAAGGAUGGAGGAAGGGAUGGAGGGAGGGAUGGAGGGAGGGAUGGAUGGAUGGAGGGAUGGAAGGAGGGAUGGAGGAAGGGAUGGAGGGAAGGAUGGAGAGAGGACAGAGAGAUUGAUACCUCUAUCAAUUAAGUUAGAUUUUUAUCUGUAUGAUAUUGUUACAGGUAGUACAGAUUACCUGUGGCUGUCUCGUCACCUCUGUAUCAAUGAUGUCUCCUCACUUUAUACAUCAUGA
Messenger RNA from Pecten maximus, 1191 nucleotides. Its product is annotated as oleosin GRP-17-like. NCBI's taxonomy places the organism in Eukaryota, Metazoa, Mollusca, Bivalvia, Pectinida, Pectinidae. Bases 1 to 1191 code for a protein of 396 amino acids. The transcript has a single exon. The record is from RefSeq and is a predicted model, not a curated record.